This is a messenger RNA of Lottia gigantea (owl limpet), 462 nucleotides long. RefSeq lists its product as hypothetical. The annotation marks the transcript as partial. The transcript has a single exon. Lineage: Eukaryota; Metazoa; Mollusca; Gastropoda; Lottiidae. The record is from RefSeq and is a predicted model, not a curated record.
CCAUCUUCACAAUGUCAAGCUAUUACCAUCUUCACAAUGUCAAGCUAUAACCAUCUUCACAAUGUCAUGCUAUUACCAUCUUCACAAUGUCAAGCUAUUACCAUCUUCACAAUGUCAAGCUAUUACCAUCUUCCCAAUGUCAAGCUAAAACCAUCUUCACAAUGUCAAGCUAUUACCAUCUUCCCAAUGUCAAGCUAUUACCAUCUUCCCAAUGUCAAGCUAUUACCAUCUUCACAAUGUCAAGUUAUUACCAUCUUCACAAUGUCAAGCUAUUACAAUCUUCACAAUGUCAAUCUAUUACCAUCUUCACAAUGUCAAGCUAUUACAAUCUUCACAAUGUCAAGCUAUUACAAACUUCAUCUUCACAAUGUCAAGCUAUUACCAUCUUCACAAUGUCAAGUUAUUACCAACUUUAUCUUCACAAUGUCAAUCUAUUACCAUCUUCACAAUGUCAAGCUAUAA